Dermacentor silvarum is the source of this 1086-nucleotide messenger RNA. RefSeq lists its product as uncharacterized. The transcript has 2 exons. The record is from RefSeq and is a predicted model, not a curated record. NCBI's taxonomy places the organism in Eukaryota, Metazoa, Arthropoda, Arachnida, Ixodida, Ixodidae. The coding region runs from base 166 to 1065 and encodes 299 amino acids.
ACUGCAACACGCGCCGCGCUCUCCGACGGCUGCGUUGCUCCCAUCUCCCCUUCUAGCCACCGUAGCUGCGUCGUCGUAACUGUCUUGGUGCUCGGGCGAACUACCGAAAACCCUGGCUAGGAGUGACCCCACAACGGUAAUUAAGAGUCCAUCAAAUACGACAUCAUGGAAGGCUCGCAAGACGGUGCCUCCGACCACCUCGUGCCUUGCACAGCAGCUGAUAACCUAACCUGUCAGAUUGUCGACACGUUAUCGACGUGGAACAAGCUCCUUGUGGGCUCCAAACUUGAGCUACGAGAAGAGUCGGCCACAUCUGGCCAACUGCACUUGACCAGGCAUGGCUACAAGCAUUUGAUCGGCAUUUCACCAAUGGAUGAAUAUUUUGACGCACUGCGGUUGCCACAGUACCCGGAGCUCAUUGGAUGGCUACUCAGAACGCAUCGAUGCAUUGCAUCCGUCUCUCUCAAACUGUCCGCCGACGAAAUUACGAGCCUCUCCGUACUGGACGCUCUUCGGCACAGCUCAGGUACCAAGACACUCAAGUUGUAUUUCGGGGAUAUGGAAGCCUUGAACGCCGCCUCUAAGAUCAUACCCUGCUUGACAAAAAUCGAAGAGCUUCACUGCACUGGCAGCAUCACGAACGAGGCACGUCCGGAUGGUUUCAUAGCCGCGCUGUCGGCGCUUCUGCAGGCUUCGUCGUCUUUGAGGAAUCUGCACUUAACUGGGUUACACGGACCGGUGGCAGAGACACUCUUCACGGGGUUCCUGUUAACCAUAAACACGCUGAAAGAGCUAUAUUUGGAAGAUUCCAGGCUCAUAUGCGACGCUUAUCCACAUGCCAUAAGCGACUACCUCGGUACGACCAUGGUGCUAACUGUUCUUUCCUUCAAAAUAAAACACGAAGUGGUUCAGCGGGCUAUAUUAGAUGGCGUUUUGAGAAACAGAAGUAUCGAGAAGCUCUCUAUCGGAUGUUUUAUUGGAAACGAUCCAAAGCACGGCACAAGUAGCUGCAGUGAUCAGCGGGAACAGCCUGAUUCGCGACUUGACCAUUUCGCUCGUAUGUAAUUAUUUGGAUGAGCCGAAUUU